Messenger RNA from Hyposmocoma kahamanoa, 977 nucleotides. Its product is annotated as alpha-tocopherol transfer protein-like. The transcript is spliced from 7 exons. Gene Ontology annotation, cellular component: membrane. Gene Ontology annotation, molecular function: phosphatidylinositol bisphosphate binding. The coding region runs from base 39 to 977 and encodes 312 amino acids. NCBI's taxonomy places the organism in Eukaryota, Metazoa, Arthropoda, Insecta, Lepidoptera, Cosmopterigidae. The record is from RefSeq and is a predicted model, not a curated record.
UUUUUCUCACUUAUUAUUUUGCUAUAUACUGUGAAAUAAUGACUGUUCGUCCGGUACCACCGAUACUAGCAGAAAAAGCUAAAAAUGAAUUAAACGAAGAUCCGAACAGAUUGAAGAAUGACUUGCAAAGUCUGAAAGACUGGAUUGCUAAGCAACCGCACCUACGCGCUAGAACCGACGACCAAUGGCUAUUAGCAUUUCUACGUGGUUGCAAGUUCAGUCUGGAGAGGACCAAGGAAAAGAUCGACCUGUAUUAUUCCUGUAGAAGCGCAGCGCCUGAUUUCUAUAGGAUCAAACAUACAGAUCCGAAAUUUAAUGAAAUCCUGGAACUGGGAGUUUUUCUCGUUCUGCCAAAUUUCAAAUUGGACGCAGCAUCGUCCUACACACCACAAGUGAUACUAAUUCGACCUGGAGCCUACGAUCCUGACAAAUAUUCCAUCACAGAAACUGUUUCUCUAUCCCAUGUUAUUGAAAAAAUAGUGAUGAUGGAGAACGACAAUGCCAUUAUAACAGGUACACAAAUUAUUCUCGAUUUGGACGGAGCGACUAUUGGGCACUUGAUGCAGAUGACACCUUCAGUCAUUAAGAAAAUGGUUGUCACUACACAGGACGCGCUGCCAUUCCGAGAGAAAGGCACCCAUUACUUGAAUACACCUGCAGGAUUCGAAACCUUUUUCAAUGCAUUCAAAGCUCUCAUAAGUAAAAAAAACCAGAGUAGAUUACACGUUCACAAUAAAAACUAUGAAGAAAUGUACAAAUACAUCCCAAAAGACGUAUUACCCGCUGAAUAUGGAGGAAACGGUGGUACUAUAAAAGAGAUUAUAGACUAUUGGAAAAAAAAGGUUCAAGAAUAUAGUUCAUGGUUGGAAGAAGACGAAAAUUAUGGUACAGAUGAGUCUAUGAGGCCAGGAAAACCCAAAACAGCUGAAAACAUGUUUGGCAUUGAAGGAUCUUUCCGACAACUCCAGGUGGAUUAG